This is a messenger RNA of Porites evermanni, 1244 nucleotides long. Lineage: Eukaryota; Metazoa; Cnidaria; Anthozoa; Scleractinia; Poritidae. The record is from the annotation of a GenBank genome assembly.
AUGCAGGUAAGAAAAACUGUCAGGUAAAUAAAGGUCGCCACUUUAGAAAUGAGAAGAAAGCUGAGCCGUGUUAAUUUUCUCAAAGAUUUUUGAGACAGCAGUACUUUUGUCUCGUCAUGCAACGCUCCCAUCUGGGACGGUUACUGGGGAUAGAGGAAAAAUUGCCCAUUGGCUGACCGGCGCGUUCCCGGAAACGAUCCUAGGGGUCUUGGCGGAAAUUAACUCCGCCUAGUUUACUCCUCGUUUAUAAACUGGUGAAUGUCUUUUUAGAUUAUACAGUCGAACUAUUAUUUCGCGGCCACCCUUACUUAAGGAUGGGAAAACUGUUAGUUCUGUUCAAAGGCAAUCCACUGCUUUCCUUACAUAACUUCCUACUACUCUCACGUUCCAAAAUGGCGCGUGACAGGGCGUGGUACCCAAGGUGAACAGAAAACCAUUCUGUGCCGUUACCCAGGCACUGGUACUCGGGCACCAAGUGAGACAUUGUCAUAGUGUGAGCCUAUACCUGUAUGGAUUAAUGAAAAUGAAAUUUAUUUGUUGAUUUAUUUCAGCGUCACACGUUACGAGCUGUGCCAGUAUCUGAAGUGAAGUAUGAGUGGAAAGAUAAAAACACUCGUUUUUGGGUGUACGGCCUGGAUCACAGAGUGCACGCCCCAGACUACCCCCAACAGUGCUGUUGUGGUUGCACUAUAAUCUAGAGUAGUCAAAGAAUAAUGUAUAGCAUCGGUCAGUUUUUAUGUGCAAUCCAGACUAAUCGCUGGGCGUUCGCGUUUUGUGNUUUACUCCUCGUUUAUAAACUGGUGAAUGUCUUUUUAGAUUAUACAGUCGAACUAUUAUUUCGCGGCCACCCUUACUUAAGGAUGGGAAAACUGUUAGUUCUGUUCAAAGGCAAUCCACUGCUUUCCUUACAUAACUUCCUACUACUCUCACGUUCCAAAAUGGCGCGUGACAGGGCGUGGUACCCAAGGUGAACAGAAAACCAUUCUGUGCCGUUACCCAGGCACUGGUACUCGGGCACCAAGUGAGACAUUGUCAUAGUGUGAGCCUAUACCUGUAUGGAUUAAUGAAAAUGAAAUUUAUUUGUUGAUUUAUUUCAGCGUCACACGUUACGAGCUGUGCCAGUAUCUGAAGUGAAGUAUGAGUGGAAAGAUAAAAACACUCGUUUUUGGGUGUACGGCCUGGAUCACAGAGUGCACGCCCCAGACUACCCCCAACAGUGCUGUUGUGGUUGCACUAUAAUCUAG